Molecule: messenger RNA, 2888 nt
Organism: Coregonus clupeaformis (lake whitefish)
Lineage: Eukaryota; Metazoa; Chordata; Actinopteri; Salmoniformes; Salmonidae
Product: phosphoinositide 3-kinase regulatory subunit 6
Exons: 20
Coding region: 275-2425 (716 amino acids)
Biological process (GO): G protein-coupled receptor signaling pathway; positive regulation of MAP kinase activity
Cellular component (GO): phosphatidylinositol 3-kinase complex, class IB
Molecular function (GO): 1-phosphatidylinositol-3-kinase regulator activity
Source: RefSeq, a predicted model, not a curated record
UAAUGUUUUGAUUAUUGGUCUUUCUGCCUUUCAGUUUGUCAGAGUGUACUUCUCAGUCUAUAACUAGUCGCCAUGCUCUCUACACCCACACAUUUCUGUAGACAGGAAACAGGUUAAUUCUGGCCUCAACGUGUGAUCUGAGGAGACUUACUGUACUGUACGCUAUGUGUUGAUGCGGAAAGGCAGCAUUAGACCGUUUGAGGUGGGAGCCCAUGAUGCUAAAAUGUGAUGUUUGACCUCCAAAUUAUCUUGGGAUUAAUAAGGAAAGAACCCCAUGGAACCCUCCACUGUCAGUAUGUCGUCAGCAGUGGAGUCCAGUAUGUACACCAGUAUCCGGGCCAUCCUCAGACAGGCUGCCUCCUCAUGCAACAAAGGUAUGCUGAGGUGGACUCUUCAUAAGAAGGUGGAGACCCAUCCGUCUAACAGUGUCUCACUGGUCAGGGUUCUGGUCAAAGAGCUGGAGAAGGUGGAGAGGAUUGACGAUAAGAUGCAUGUCAUUCCAUUGCUUCACACUCUCAUCUAUGUUAUUAUUCAGCAGUCUGCCCACAUUCCAUGUAACCUGUAUCAGAGAGUGUAUGAGUGCUUGAAAAGGCUGCUAACACUUCCAGAGCCCUACUGUACUAUCACACUGAGAUACAUGAGGAGCAUAAAGAUGGAGCAGAUCACACCAGGAGCUUUGUAUCAGAGAAGGGUCAUUGCUGAGCAGAGCCUAAGGAACAAACAUUUUCCCAAGCAGGAAAGGGUAUUUGUGUUUGCAGACCCUGCUGUGUUCUCAGGGCCCAUGUGGCAGGCGGUGAGGGCAGACCUGGAGCUGGCCAGCCCCCAAAGUGACACACUGGCAAGACGGGUGCUACUGCACACUCUGCAGGCUGGACUGGUGAAGGCCUGUCAUGGCCCCAUACUGACUCAAGCUCUGGAGGAUCUAGGAGAAGAUGUGGAGCAGUACUUCCAGGAGGUGGUGUUAGCUGUAGAGCAGAGUAUAGAGAACGGCGAGGCUGGCCGUGACCAGUACCAGACCAGGCUACAGCACAUCUACAGUGACAUCCUGACCUCUGCUAACCAAGACCCAAAGGCCCGGGGCUCUCUUUCUAACACUCCAUUGCCCUCUCCAAAGAUUCACUUCCACCUGUGGACAAACGAAGAGGAGCUGUGGAAUGAGCUGGUGAACUUCACCCUAAACGUUUCCCCUUCUGAGCGGAACUCUAUGUACCAGGAGGAGGAAGAGGAGAAGGAUGUGUCCAAGAGGGGUUCCCUCCUGUCUGUUGACAGUGGAAUAGAGAAGGACCUGUCUGACAUGGAGGAGCGGGAACAGAGCAAGCUAUUCACCCGGUCACGGUCACCGGGUUUCAGAGGGAGAAUGAAGCCGGAAGACAAAAUGGCGCUGGUGCAGGAAAACAUCAAGGGGCCCACCAGUAGCACCCCUCUCCCUAAAGAGGAGGGGAACCAUACAGCACGCAUAGUGGUGAUGGGAGACGACAGGGUGCUGGGGAGACUGGCCAAGGCGUAUCACUCCAUCCGAAAAAAGGAGGCAAAACAUCUCAUCUUGACCAAGAGAGUGAACCUACAGAUAUACUACAUCCCUGUCACUGAUGAGCCCAUCGUCAAUUCACCUGGAAGCACAUCACAAGUUGGAGACAGGUUGUCUCUAGCCUCGUUCUUAGGAAGGGUUGAUCCCUGGUACGAGAGCAACAUCAACAGUUUGGGAGCCAUGAUUCCAAAGCUGGCGGAAACGCAGUCCAGUCACAGCAGGUCAUCAGAACCCAACCGAUUCCUUGUGGAUGUCCUCUCCUACUACCUUCGCUGUGGCCUACAGCCUGUCCACUUCACACUCUACUCCGUCAAGAUAUCUGUCUCUGGCCAGACUGGCAGCCCUGUGGAGGAGGUGUUUGUGUCCCACCUGGAAGCAGAGUUCCCAGAGUUUAAAACCCUCAGAGAAAAUUUGAGACAAGAGAGAUCUAGUAGGCGACGAACAAGGAAGCCACUUGGAACCUGUGGAGCGAUGGUUUCUGUGAAUUACAGUAAGGUCUCCUUGAGCAAACAAGAGGUUGUUAAGGGAAUGUCAGUGAUGACAUGUGGAGUGGUCAUCAGUGCAAUAUCACCCAAUGAAACAGAAGGUCUUGAUUUCCUCACUGUCAAUUUUGACAGCACAAAUCCAAGAUGCUGCGCGGAGAUCAGAACCCAAAACAUUAAACUCAGAAUCCUGGAGGAUAAGACCUUCACUGUCUGUCUGGACAAAGACUGUCGCAGGAAAUACACACAUGUCCAAAGCAUUGAGAUCUCUCCAUGCUUGGAUCCAGGGUAUUGCCUCCAGACAAGUAACAAGUCCAAUUUCAGUGUGGGAGAGGAGUGGGAGGCGGGGCUGAGCAGGUACUUGUGCAAGAUCCUGCCUCUGCCAAUCAACACCUUCACUGGCAUCAACCACUGAGGGGAUUUGAUUAUUUGGCCUGGGCUCCGGCCCGGGCUCCCUCCCGGGCGUGAGCCAGGUGCCCCGCUCUGGCCAACGGCGAAGGAAGCUAAAAACAAAAGUGACGCAGGUUAAACAUGUGGAGUAAUGAGUAGGAUUCUGUGUUUUCACAUGCAAAAGGGAUUUAUUUUGAUAAAAAAAACACUUUAUCUUCCCAAUGAAAACUAGUUUGAAAAUUCUAACAUAUAUUUUAUGAAAAAGAGAUGUUGUUUGUAUUUUUGGGGGUAUUUUAUUAGGAUCCCCAUUAGCUGUUGCAAAAGCAGCAGCUACUCUUCCUGGGGUCCACACAAAACAUGAAACAUGGCAUAAUACAGAACAUGAAUAGACAAGAACAAGUCAAGCACAGAACUACGUCAAAUUCUUUUUUUUUUUAGGCACACGUAGCCUACAUAUCAGUACAUACACACAAACUAUCUAGGUCAAA